GUGUCAAAUGAGGCACAGUUGCUGGUAAACUAAUCGUGAAUUUGUGAAUAAUGCUUUUAUUUUAGCUCAUGUUUAUUUUUGUAAGCGUGUUAAAAAAUGUAAUUCCGCGAGCGUGAAGAAUGUAAUAAUCCGAUUGGCAGCUUCCCAUGAUGACGUGACCAUUUGUUUACAAUAAUGGGGUGGUUAAGUUGUUGCGAGUGCAAAUCGAAAGAGGAGAAAAUUGUUGAAUUAGAUUUUUCGCGGUGCGGCAUCGCCGAAGUGCCCAACGAUGUAUACGCUAAUUCGCCCACACUCGAGGUGCUCCACCUCGAAGGGAACAAGCUCAAAGAUCUGUCCCCGCAGCUGUUCCAAUGCAUUGAUCUCAGAUACUUGAAUGUCAGCGACAACGAAAUUAGGGCCAUCCCACCACUGAUUUCCAAGUUAACCAAUUUACAAGUGUUGAUAUUCAGUAAGAAUGUUUUAGAUGGGGUUCAUCCAAAUUUAGACAAGUUAAAUAAACUUACAAUGUUAGAUCUCAGUAUGAACGACCUGGGUAAAGUGCCAGAGGCAAUAAUGAGCCUAAUCAAUUUACAGCAGUUGUGUUUAAACGAUACAGGGAUCGAUUUUGUACCUGCGAACAUCGGAAGAUUGUCGAACUUGAGGAUUUUGGAACUGCGCGACAACAAUCUGUGCGAAUUGCCCAAAUCAAUCAGGCGUUUGACCAAUCUACAAAGAUUGGACGUAAGCGAUAACAACUUGACUAAUUUGAAUGAAGUGUGCGAGUCCCACGGGAAUUUGACUGAACUAUGGAUAAAUGGGAACAACAUCAGCCAAUUGUCUGUUUCAAUCACGCACUUGAAGAAGAUCAACGAUUUUGAUGCUUCUUACAACAAUUUGGUAUCGAUACCAAAGGAAAUAGGUCACUGGACCAAAAUUACAAAUUUGAUACUCAGUUUUAAUACUUUAUCCGCUUUGCCUAAAGCUGUAGGCAAUUUAAGAAACUUACAGGUACUCAAGCUAGAAUCAAACUUUUUAGAGGAGUUACCAAGUACUAUAAGCAAGCUUUCCAACUUGGAGGAGCUAAAUUUACAAAAUAAUUCACUGAUCAAAAUUCCUAAUGGCAUUGGGCAUUUAAGAAAAUUAGCCACGUUAAUAUUAUCGGAUAAUAAAUUGAAGCAUUUACCCGCUGAGAUUGGUAGUUGUACGGCAUUAACUAUAUUAAAUGUCCACAACAACGAACUUAAAAGACUGCCAGAUGAAGUAGGUCAUUUACAAAACUUAACUACGUUAGGAUUAAUAGGUAAUCAACUGUCUUAUCUUCCCAUAACCAUAUCCAAGCUUUCGAACUUGAAAGCACUAUGGCUAACACCAAAUCAAACGCAACCGUUGAUCCAUCUACAAAACGAGCAGCUGCCAGACGGCCAAGUCGUUUUGACAUCCGUGGUCUUUCCACAAAAAGAAACAACACCAACUUCCCAUUCGUGUCACAUUAGCUUUAACACAGAAAGAAACGAGACUGAUAUCACCGAGGCGAAGGCCUCGCUAUCGCUAAGCCGCACCCCGACGCCCCACCACAAAGAACUCAAACGGCUCAGGGAGAUACUCAGAAACACGAACGUACCAGAAAGCCAAAUACCAAAUAUCUCCGAGAUCAAAGAAGCCAAAGUCACCCACAUCUCAGCCGAUCUGAGCGUCUCGCAGCUGAGCCUGAACGAGUCGCGGGACGGCGAUCCGUCGAAAACGCCGCCCAAACAACCGCCCCCCUAUCACAUAGCGGCGGCAUAUUCUAAAAACGCGCAUCUAUUUGCUCAAAUCAACCCGCACGAUCAGCCGAAGCAGUUCAGCCAGCAGCAGCCGGCCAACAUACACAUGCCGACGCCGAAGCUGGCCAACAACAGACACCAAAUCGCAGCGGCCAUUCUAAACGACGAAGUACAAAACAACCACGCUCCAACGCUCCAGCUGGCCGUCUCCAAUCACAGGGAGGGGCCGUAUGGGGUCAAUCCAAAUUCUAAACAUGUUAAAUGGCCUUUCGGGAAACACAAGGUUUGUCAAGUCAUCGAGGUCGACUUGCCGGACAACAGGACCAACUUCGACUUUCAGAUUGCGACCAAAAAUGAUGGUAUAUAUGUUGAGGAUGUACACAGCCAGGGACAGGCGUAUGAAAAAUUGUACGAGGGCGAUAAAAUAUUGGCGUUCGAUGACACUGAUUAUUCGGCGAUGGAUCCAAUAUCUGCAUAUCAAGACGCCUGUCGUAAAGUGAACACAGUAAAAACUGUUGCCGUUUCGCGGAAACAGGCCACUUAAAUUUUUACAUAUUUGCUAAAGUUUUCAUUGGAUUUUAGUAAGAAUUUGUUAAUUUUUUAAAUGUAAUUCUAUGUGUCAUAUAUACAAAUAUACUUAUAUAAAAAAUUUUUCAUAUUUUACUGGGUCAUCUGAUAUUUUGGCAUAGAGAUUUUCUUCAGAUAUUUACCAAAUUGUACUCGUAUUGUGUUCAUUUAUAUUGUUGUUAGUUGCAAAUAUUGGAUGAACCAGAUUUAAUGUACUGCAAUGUUUACAUCAUUUUUAAUAUACAAUGUAUAAGAGUGACACAAUUUAUACGAUAAAAGACUGUUAUUUUUCUUGUUGUAUAAAUGUGUUUUUACCUCAUAUUUUGUAAUUUAUUUUUUAAAAAGGGCUGUGAAUUUGAAUUUUUAGAAAGUAAGUAGUUUUGUAUUAUGUUAUUUAUUUGUAAAUUAAAGUGUUAAUUUAUGGUAUGAACUAAUAAAACUUGACUGACUUGAUAUAUUUAUACUUUUUUAAAUAAAAAAUACUCGUACAUGA
This is a messenger RNA of Aethina tumida (small hive beetle), 2802 nucleotides long. RefSeq names its product protein lap1 (gene Lap1). The record is from RefSeq and is a predicted model, not a curated record. NCBI's taxonomy places the organism in Eukaryota, Metazoa, Arthropoda, Insecta, Coleoptera, Nitidulidae. Gene Ontology annotation, molecular function: protein binding. The transcript has 5 exons. Gene Ontology annotation, cellular component: adherens junction; postsynaptic membrane; postsynaptic density. Gene Ontology annotation, biological process: neurotransmitter receptor transport, endosome to postsynaptic membrane; neurotransmitter receptor transport postsynaptic membrane to endosome. The coding region runs from base 175 to 2286 and encodes 703 amino acids.